GAUGAAAGUAACAGAAGCAUACUGUAGGGCUUUAAUACAGAGGUUUGAACCUGACCUAGAGCAACUACCAGGUUACAUGUCCAUCAGUGGAUUCCGAGAGUUGUUGUUAUCACCUACCCAGGAUAUCUUUAAUUAUGAACACAGAACUGUCCAUCAGGACAUGACUCAGCCACUGUCACACUACUAUAUAUCUUCUUCUCAUAACACGUACUUAACCCAGGGACAGCUCAUGGGUGAAAGUAGUAUUGAAGGAUACAUCAGAGCUCUUCUUAGGGGGUGUCGUUGUCUUGAAUUGGAUGCAUGGGAUGGACCUGAUGACGAACCUGUGAUAUACCAUGGUUAUACAUUUACUACCAAGAUUCUCUUCAGGGAUGUGAUAAUGGCUAUAAAGACAAAUGCCUUCAAAUCAUCCCAGUAUCCAGUUAUUUUAUCGAUAGAAAAUCACUGUAGUGUUGAACAACAGAAUAAAAUGGCUAAACACUUAGUUAACAUUCUUGGAGACUAUCUGUACUGUACCCCAGUGGGAGAGGAUGAAAGUGUACUUCCGUCUCCACAUUCAUUGGCCAGAAAAAUCUUGAUAAAGGAGGAAUCUCCGUCAAAGGGAAGGAAAUUUACAAAGGAAAAUCCUGAAGCUUCAGAAGAGCAGUUAGAAGAAGAGGAGAAGAGAGAAGAAGAGUUAAUGGAAAACAAAACAUUAUGUGUGUAUGCUAGUGAAAGUACUAAUCGGCUCAGUUUAGUUCAAAAGAGCAAUUCAUUCAAACUAGACAAGGACUUUUCUGACCUAGUUACUUAUGUUAAAGCUGUGAGAUUUUGUGGAUUUGAAAAAGCCAAGUGUUGGAAGUUUUAUGAAAUGGCCUCUUUGAGCGAGACCCAGGCACAGUAUCAGAUCAACAGUGCUGAGAAGAAGUUUGUGGAACACACCACAAAAUAUUUAUCAAGAAUCUACCCCAAGGGAUUACGGACAGGAUCAAGUAAUUUCAGUCCUCUGCCUUUCUGGAAUGUAGGAUGUCAACUAGUUGCCCUCAACUACCAGACAUUUGACAAAUAUCUAUACUUGUAUGAAGCUAAGUUUGCUUUGAAUGGAAAUUGUGGAUAUGUAUUGAAGCCCCACUUUCUAAGAGAUGGAAGUUUUGAUCCCUCUAACCUAGUGGAAAAUCGGUAUAAGAAAACCUUGACAGUAAUGGUUAUAAGCGGUCAGCAUAUUCCCAAGCCUGGAGAAGCUACGGUUGGAGAGAUAGUUGACCCUUACGUUAGUAUUAAAGUAUGUGGACAUCCUGUAGACAGCAAUAAAAAGAAGACAAGUGUUGUGAAGAACAAUGGUUUCUUUCCUGUUUGGAAUGAAACACUUACUUUUGAUGUCCAAAUGCCAGAUCUUGCUGUUGUUGUAUUCACUGUUAAAGAUGAGUCUAUAACUGGUCGAAACUUCAGGUUAGGACGUUAUGCACUUCCUUUUAACUCAAUCACUGAAGGUUAUCGUCACAUUCACCUGGUUGAUGAUUAUCACUCAGUGAUUGUCUCAGCAACCCUCUUCGUCCAUGUGACGAUAGAAUAGAAGUGAACAUGAUUCACAAAAUGACAGUUGACUGUUCCACGGGGUUGUUGUCACCCAGCCAUUGACAUUCUUCACCUAGUUAGAACAUCACCCUCAUAUUUCACGUUGUGUUUCGUGAAUGUAAAAGAAGGUUAGCUUGUGUUUUCUAAGUGUACAGAAAGUUUUACCUUGGUUCACAUACAAAUGAGAAACUUAGUAAGAAAUAAAAGUUUUAUAAUUAAGACUUUUUAUAAUACAUUUUAUUUUUAAAUUUUCUGAUUAAGUUUGAUACUGGGAAAAAGUCAUUCACAUUAAAAAAAAAGGUACUUUAAAUAUGAAUGGAUUUCAAAAAACGAUUGAAUAUUAGUUUUGUUAAAAUGUCACAUUUUGUUUAAAAACUAGUGGAACAAACUGCUGUGCCAAAAUACAUUUGUGUUACUAACGGCAACUGUCCUACUGCGUAGGUUAUUUCCUGCUUUAUUGUUUGACUAUAAAGUUAACAUUAGAAGUUUUGCAGUUUACAACUAAGUUGUUCAGUAGAGUAGUCCAUUCAAAGUCUUUUUAAUCUUUACUAUAAUAGAUAUAGAUGUAUGUCAGUAUCUAUGUAUGUAACCAAAAUUCCUGCACUAUCUAUUGAAUGGCACCACAAACAAAAAUCAAUAAAAAAUUUCAUACUU
Messenger RNA from Limulus polyphemus (Atlantic horseshoe crab), 2208 nucleotides. RefSeq names its product 1-phosphatidylinositol 4,5-bisphosphate phosphodiesterase eta-2-like. The record is from RefSeq and is a predicted model, not a curated record. NCBI's taxonomy places the organism in Eukaryota, Metazoa, Arthropoda, Merostomata, Xiphosura, Limulidae. The transcript has 15 exons. Gene Ontology annotation, biological process: lipid metabolic process; phosphatidylinositol-mediated signaling. Gene Ontology annotation, molecular function: phosphatidylinositol-4,5-bisphosphate phospholipase C activity. Bases 2 to 1552 code for a protein of 516 amino acids.